Molecule: messenger RNA, 2221 nt
Organism: Tachysurus vachellii
Lineage: Eukaryota; Metazoa; Chordata; Actinopteri; Siluriformes; Bagridae
Product: E3 ubiquitin-protein ligase TRIM39-like
Exons: 6
Coding region: 974-2221 (415 amino acids)
Molecular function (GO): protein binding
Source: RefSeq, a predicted model, not a curated record
AUAGCGUUUCGACGCAGCUCGAGUUCCAAAAGGGAACGUCUCUAGGUUACGACCGUAACCCUAGUUCCCUGAGGAACGAGACGCUGCGUCUCCGUGCCACACUCCCUGCAUCCCUGCGGCGCUUACCUUCUCUCACAGGAGCUAGCGUCUUGUCCAUCUCGCAGCCAUUUGUAGCUUCCUGUUUACGCGACGUCACCCGCCGAUGACGUCACGUCUCAACGCCUAUUGGUCAGAUUACACACGUGGUUCAGAGCGCAGUCAUGCAGGGGCGUUCCCAUAGCGUUUCGACGCAGCGUCUCGUUCCUCAGGUAACUAGGGUUACGGUCGUAACCUAGAGACGUUUUCACUUAACCUCCUUUCUGAAACAGGCCAAGGGUCUCACGACAUUUGACAUUUAAAAUCACCAAAACAAACACGCCCCUAACCCAAAUGGGUCCCACCCCUGUAUCGAUAGCUCCGCCCACACAUACAUAUUGUAUGUUAUUGGCAGAACAAUACGAUUGCAGAUAAACAAACAAACAAUUACACUGAAAGGCAGAAAAAUGAAUCAGAAUCAGAAUCAGGUUUAGUGGCCAAGGGUGUUGACACACACAAGGAACUUUAACAUAACAUUAUACUACACAAGACAGGACAGUACAGACUGUGGUAAGCUCUGGGUCUGGGAAACUCAAACACAAACUUACACUUACAAACUUAUCUGGAUGUGAGAAACUGUGAAUGAUACAGUUAUUGAGCUGAAAGCUGAGAGAAAGAUCAGUGAAAUUCUGUGUUUAUUACAAUCUCAUGAUGAUGAGAAUGUUUACAUGUGUUUUAAAUCACAGACUAAAUGUUUUAGUGUCAUUCAUUAGGUUUAACACUGCAGACAGACAUAAGUGAGUUAAACAGACUAAUCAGUAAAACCUUGUACUGUUACAUGUGUGGACUGAAUGAUGUGAUUUCUUAAUGUAAAGGUUAAAAACACAGGAGGAAGUAAAUGGCUGAAUCUUCAUCACAAACAGGAGGCAGAAAAAGGGGGAACAUGGAAGAACCAGAAUUAUUUUCUCAUGACUCCAGCAGUCUCCUGUCUAAAGAUCUGCUGCUGUGUCCGAUCUGUGUGGAUGUGCUCACUGAUCCUGUCACCACUCCAUGUGGACACAACUUCUGUAAGAGCUGCCUUACACAUUGCUGGGACAUGAAUCAACACUGUCGCUGUCCAUUAUGUAACAAGAAAUUCACCAAAAGACCUGAACUGAAGAUUAAUACAACACUGAGAGAGGUUGCAGAUCACUUCAAGAAGAAAAGUGAGAAAGAGAAAGCAGACAUUGUUGAAGUCUUCACUGCUCUGAUUCACUCCAUUGAGAGAAGUCAGGCUGAGCUGCUGGAGAUGAUGGAGGAGAAGCAAAAAGCAGCAGAGAGGAAGGCUGAAGGACUCAUUAAAGAGCUAGAGCAGGAAAUCAGUGUGCUGAAGAGGAGAGACACUGUGCUGGAGCAGCUCUCACACACUGAGAAGCAGCUCCACCUCCUACAGAUUUACUCCUCCAUGUGCAGCCCUUCACACACCAAGAACUGGACUGAGAUCAGCAUUAACACUGGUGUGAGUGGGGACACUGUGAUGACAGCUCUGUCUCAGCUUCAGCAGACUCUGAAUAAGAAACUCACUAAAUCACUCAUGAAGAGGAUUCAGCAGUAUGCAGUGGAUGUGACUCUGGAUCCUGAUACAGCUCAUCCAUAUCUCAUCCUGUCUGCUGAUGGAAAACAAGUCACACAUGGAGACAAACAACAGAAUCUCCCUGAUACACCACAGAGGUUUAAUUGGUGUAUCUGUGUUCUGGGAAAGCAAAGUUUCUCCUCAGGGAGAUUUUAUUAUGAGGUGCAGGUCAGAGGAAAAACUGACUGGUCAUUAGGAGUCGCAAGAGAGAACAUUAACAGAAAGACGGAGAUUACACUGACUCCUCAGAAUGGAUUCUGGACUGUGAUCCUGAGGAAUGAGAAUCAGUAUGAUGCUUGUGAAGGUCCCUCUGUCCCUCUCACACUGAGAGAGAAGGUGGAGGUUGUGGGGGUGUUUGUGGACUAUGAGGAGGGUCUGGUCUCCUUUUAUGAUGUGAAGUCCAGAUCUCAUAUCUACUCUUUCACUGGUCAGACUUUCACUGAGGAACUCUAUCCGUUCUUCAGUCCUUGUUUCAGUGAAGGAGCUAAAAAUUCAGCACCACUGAUCAUCUCUCCUGUAUGUAACACUGAAUAA